Messenger RNA from Mus pahari (shrew mouse), 4766 nucleotides. RefSeq names its product putative homeodomain transcription factor 2 (gene Phtf2). The record is from RefSeq and is a predicted model, not a curated record. NCBI's taxonomy places the organism in Eukaryota, Metazoa, Chordata, Mammalia, Rodentia, Muridae. The transcript has 18 exons. Gene Ontology annotation, cellular component: endoplasmic reticulum. Bases 191 to 2434 code for a protein of 747 amino acids.
GGUGCGGGCGGGCCGGCGGGCGGGCGGCGCGAGGGUGGAGGCAGCGCGCCGCCGGCGGCGGGGCUGUAGCUCUUCGGGCUCCGGCGGCGGCGCUAGCCUUCGCGACUCUGCGCGUCUCCUAGCCGCUUCCCCGCGGCGCGGCGCCGGCGGCUACGCUUAACAUGACAAAUGUGUGAUUUCAAUGGAAUAAAUGGCGUCCAGAGUCACAGAUGCUAUAGUCUGGUAUCAGAAGAAGAUUGGAGCCUAUGAUCAACAAAUAUGGGAAAAGUCUGUUGAACAAAGAGAAAUCAAGGGCUUAAGGAAUAAACCAAAGAAAACAGCACAUGUGAAACCAGACCUCAUCGAUGUUGAUCUUGUGAGAGGGUCUGCAUUUGCUAAGGCAAAGCCUGAAAGUCCUUGGACUUCUCUGACUAGAAAAGGGAUUGUUCGAGUUGUAUUUUUUCCUUUUUUCUUCCGUUGGUGGUUACAAGUAACAUCGAAGGUCAUCUUCUCCUGGCUUCUUGUUCUCUAUCUUCUUCAAGUUGCUGCAAUAGUAUUAUUCUGUUCCGCUCCUAGCCCACAUAGCAUACCUCUAACUGAAGUGAUUGGGCCAAUAUGGCUGAUGCUGCUUUUGGGAACCGUGCAUUGCCAGAUUGUUUCAACAAGAACACCCAAGCCUCCUCUAGGCACAGGCGGUAAACGAAGAAGGAAAUUAAGAAAAGCAGCCCAUUUGGAAGUCCACAGGGAAGGAGAUGGUUCUAGUACCACAGAUAACACACAGGAGGGAGCAGUGCAGAGCCACAGUGCAGGCGCCUCUUACAGUGUUGGCACUGUCUUCAGAGACCUUUGGCGUGCUGCUUUCUUCUUAUCAGGGUCAAAGAAGGCAAAGAAUUCAAUUGAUAAGUCAACCGAGACUGACAAUGGCUAUGUGUCACUCGAUGGGAAGAGGACUGUAAAAAGCAGUGAAGAUGGAGCACACUGCCAUGAACCUCCGUGUGAGACUGUUGGACCAGAAGACGCAGCCUGGGUCACACGAACACCAAGGAGUGUUCCUGCCAAAGAUACCCAAAGAAAGACGACAAAUGUCUCUGAUGAAGUAUCCAGUGAGGAGGGUCCUGAAAGAGGGUACCCAUUGCGUGGUCAUGUGGACAGAACUUCUGAAAGCAGUCUUCGACAUAGAAAACCACACCAUUAUAAAAAGCAUUAUGCAAAUGAGGAUGCCCCUAAAUCGGGUACUAGUUGCAGCUCUCGCUGUUCAAGUUCCAGACAGGAUUCUGAGAGUACAAGGCCAGAAUCUGAAACUGAAGAUGUAUUAUGGGAAGACUUGUUACAUUGUGCAGAAUGCCGUUCAUCUUGUACCAGUGAGACAGAUGUGGGAAAUCCUCAGAUAAAUCCAUGUGUGAAAAAAGAAUAUAGAGACGACCCUUUUCAUCAGAGUCAUUUGCCCUGGCUUCAUAGUUCCCACCCAGGAUUAGAAAAAAUCAGCGCUAUAGUGUGGGAAGGUAACGACUGUAAGAAAGCAGACAUGUCUGUACUUGAAAUCAGUGGGAUGAUAAUGAACAGAGUGAACAGCCAUGUACCCGGCAUAGGGUACCAGGUAUUUGGAAAUGCCAUCUCUCUAAUCCUGGGCUUAACCCCAUUUGUUUUCCGACUGUCACAAGCAACAGACUUGGAGCAGCUCACAGCCCAUACUGCAUCAGAGCUUUACGUGAUUGCAUUUGGCUCUAAGGACGAUUCCAUGGUUCUUUCUAUGGUCCUGAUAAGUUUUGUGGUUCGUGUAUCUCUUGUAUGGAUCUUCUUUUUUUUGCUGUGUGUAGCAGAAAGAACAUAUAAGCAACGAUUACUCUUUGCAAAACUCUUUGGACAUUUGACAUCUGCAAGGAGAGCUCGGAAAUCUGAGGUUCCUCACUUCCGGUUGAAGAAAGUACAGAAUAUAAAAAUGUGGCUAUCUCUCCGUUCCUAUCUUAAGCGCCGAGGCCCUCAGCGAUCUGUGGAUGUCAUUGUCUCAUCGGCCUUCUUACUGACAAUCUCAGUUGUGUUUAUCUGCUGUGCGCAGCUGCUGCACGUGCAUGAGAUCUUCCUUGACUGUCACUAUAACUGGGAGCUGGUGAUCUGGUGCAUCUCCCUAACGCUGUUCCUCCUGAGGUUCGUCACUCUCGGAUCAGAGACCAGCAAGAAAUACAGCAAUACCUCGAUACUACUUACGGAACAGAUAAACCUCUACUUGAAAAUGGAGAAGAAACCUAACAAAAAGGAGGAGCUGACCCUUGUGAAUAAUGUUUUAAAGCUGGCUACGAAACUACUAAAGGAAUUGGACAGUCCCUUUAGGUUGUAUGGACUCACAAUGAAUCCGCUGCUGUAUAACAUCACCCAGGUUGUCAUCCUGUCGGCUGUUUCCGGUGUCAUCAGUGACUUGCUUGGAUUUAAUUUAAAGCUGUGGAAGAUCAAAUCAUGACAGUUGAGAGAAAUGGAGAUGUAGCCAGAUUUCCAGAACACAAGCGCUGAUGGAGCUGUCUGGAAGCAGUUGGUGGCCCUGCUCCAGGAGUCUGCUGGGAAAAAAGUGUUUACAUCAGACUGUAUUGUGCAAUUCGUUUAUUUAUUUUACUUGUCCACUGGUUUGGUUUUGUUUUGUUUUGUGUGUGUGUGUGUGUUUUCUUUAUUUUUUUUCUUUUUAAACAUCUAGUCCGUUUUAAACAUUGAAGUUUUUCGUUGUUGAAAGGGUGGCAGAACUGAUCCAGAUACCUGAGAUCCUGGUAAUUGUUAAGGUAAUUGACAAACAGAUUGUGAAAACAGAAGCCAUUGCUAAGCACUGUUUCUUCAUUAAUGCCGUGAACUUGCCUUACUUGAGGAAAACUUCUUUAACUCUGAAAUAGUGCAUUGGUCUCAGCUAAACACAUUUUCUUUGGUAAACCAGGAUCCACUCAGGAUCGCUCUUGAACUACUUCAGAACAGUACUGGGAUCUAGACUGAUUAAGCUGCAGUAGAAGCACCCUUCAGUAUUAAUAUAUGGUAUUGUGUAACAGGUCAACAAGUGCUCUUUGAUAAUAAAACUCUUAAUGGAGCAAUAAUUGUAAAUGGUUACCAUACUGUAAAAUAUUUUGAUAAAAAUUAAUUAGUAAUAAAUGUAUUUAUUUAAAACACUGAGCUGUUUGCACAGCUCCAACUGUGCAUGCUCAAAAUGUGCACUUUUUAAAAUGGUUUCUUUUGAUGUAUAUCUCUAUGUGGAUAUGUUACAGUGUACUAGGGCAUAAAUAUGGUAUCCUUUUGAGUGAGGUCGAUCCUCAUCUCACAAGUGAAGUGCCUAUAUUGUUAUUACUAAAGUGCGUUACGUUUACUCAAAAGAAUCUCCCAUGGUACACUAUAGCGUAUGCUGUUCCUACCACACUUAAAUAAAGCUUAAAAAUAAAGUUAUCUGAUUGCUAGUUAUAAAAUUUCCAAAUUUUCCAAAAGGACAGUUUCAGCCCCCCAGUUCUAGCCUCCAACUUUAAUCUGGUGCACCCUCCCCUGGCUCCAUCACAUAAGGGCUAUUUUUAGAUGCUUUUAACAUGGAACGCUAGCUGCUCUCCCCUUCAGUAACUGGUCAGUGUCCGGUGGGAGCUCAUCAUGUUUCCCGUUGGUAAAUAGGGCAGAUAUGAUAGUCCCUACAUCGGGCCUUGAUUCUAAGUUACCUUUGUACAAUCAGUAGUGUUUUAAGAAUUACAUGAAACAAUGUUUUUGUGAUUGUUUUGUUUUGUUUAAGCCAAGCAUUUGGUUUCUAAAACAAAGAAAUUAUUUGAAACAAUCAAGGAUUUUCUUGGUGCAAAGUCAUAUUGAAUAUAUUCAUAUUUUUAGCAUAUUUUCAGGUCUUUAAAAUAAUUAAUUGUAAAUAAUUUAUUUGAUUGGUGCAGUUCUAAUCCGCAAAUCACUCUUAAAAUCAGGAUGUGUAGAGACCAGAGCCGUGUGUUAAAUGUUGCCCUUCCCAUUCCUUUGAGCAACCUCAGCUAAGCCUCACUGGAGAGUGCUCUGUAUAGGAAACGGCAGACAGUAUUGUGUUCCGUCUGCCUGCGCUCUAAGAUGUCCAAUAAUGACCAAAGUGCAUUCUGAGUAUUUUUCAAGGAAUGUAUUACUGGAGCUUUAAGAACAUACUUAGUUUCUCAUGUGAAGAAUUAGGCUUUGUCUGAUAUGUUCCUUCCUAUUGUCUAAUGUUGAGGUUGUUUUUAGGCACUAUAUUUUAUAAACUUUUUCAAAAUAAGGUACAUACCUAUACAGAACUUACCAUUUUGCACAGAUUAUAUCAAAUAUAUUUUGAGAAUAAAAAAGUACAGCAUGAGUUCUGUUAGGAAUAAAGUGAAAUUAUUGUAUCUUAAAAAAACUUAUUUCAGAUUGGAAGUAUUUUUGAGAAAAGUAGCCGAGUAUACUGACUUAGGAAAAUGCUUGCUUUAGGUUGCAGUUGUGUUUGACGUAGAGUUGGGGUGGAUUGUACAGUGUCAGUUGUGCCGUUAACGUGGACAGCAGUAGAGUUCUAAAAGGACGUGCUAAGCAGCUUCAUAGUUGACAGAGCCAUUUCAGAGCAGUGACACCCUGCCUUUAAGUAUACCAUGAAUGUACGAAGUUGAAAUUGUAACAUAUCUCAUCAUAGAGAAAAGGCAACCCAGGGGUAGGGUUAUGGCAAGUGCUGUGUGCUGUUUCUUUGCCGUGUGUUUGGUUUUUGUACUUACUGUAAUAUAAGUCGUAGUUACGCCCUUUAGACAGGGGCGGUGAAAAUGAAGUUGUUUUGUUUUGUUUUAAUAAAGUCUGUUGUUUAUUUA